AUGCGACCAAUGGGUGGUAUUAAUCCAAUGAGCGGGGGAAUAAAUCCAAUGAGUGGGGGAAUGAAUCCAAUGAGCGGGGGAAUGAAUCCAAUGGGAAUGAACCCCAUGAAUCAAAUGUCACAGAUGUUUCCUGGUUUAACAGGGGGAAGUUCCCCAAUGACUGGAAAUGUCCAAAAACAAGGACAAACAGCUUGCUCUCCCGCACCAACUACAUGCCCGGUUCCCCAGCCUUGGUGUGAGCGGAUUGCAGACGGUAAUGGAUGUAUAAAAUGUCUGUGUGGUAAAGAAUUGGUAGCAUACGUACAAGGCCUGAAUGGUCAAACAACACAAUCCGUUCAGAAAACAUUGGUCACAAGCACGUCAACUACGAUUGCACCAAUCAAAUCAACGGUAACAGUUACGCAUGCGCCUAAACCAACCAAUAGAAUUCAGUCUUGCUUGGAGACGUUCUAUUGCACUAAGAUAUGUGAUUAUGGUUACCGCACGGACUCAGACAGUUGUCCGCUGUGUGAAUGUUUAGAUAACACAAUGGUAGAUUUGCCCGUUGAUGCAACUGAUCCUCCUGGAAAGUUCACUUUAACUCCUCCUACAACAAGUAGCGCACCAAUCGUGACUGACCACGUGACCUCUUGUCCGGGAAUUUUCGACUGCGCAAUAAUUUGUAAUAACGGAUACAAAACUGACGCUCUGGGUUGUCCUGUUUGUUCUUGUGAAAAUUGAUAGUUUAAAAUAGAUGCUACUGUAAAUUUA
Molecule: messenger RNA, 750 nt
Organism: Ruditapes philippinarum (Manila clam)
Lineage: Eukaryota; Metazoa; Mollusca; Bivalvia; Venerida; Veneridae
Exons: 3
Coding region: 1-720 (239 amino acids)
Molecular function (GO): serine-type endopeptidase inhibitor activity
Source: RefSeq, a predicted model, not a curated record